Gamsiella multidivaricata is the source of this 930-nucleotide messenger RNA. RefSeq lists its product as uncharacterized. The record is from RefSeq and is a predicted model, not a curated record. The transcript has a single exon. The coding region runs from base 181 to 672 and encodes 163 amino acids. NCBI's taxonomy places the organism in Eukaryota, Fungi, Mortierellomycota, Mortierellomycetes, Mortierellales, Mortierellaceae.
AGUCAAUGCUCUUCUUAAACAUAUACUCUUCUUUUUUGGCGGGCGAAAAGAAAAGAAAAAAAGUACCCUCCUGGACAUUGUUGCACAUUCACGCGUACACCCACUCCACACGUCGUUCCACACUGAUCGCCAUCUACCCCUGUCUUUCUCCAUUUGGGCCUGCCCUGAGCACCCAAAACAAUGGAGCAUCUGAUAGUCUAUCCACUGCUCUAUUGUAAAAUCAAUACCAAUGACAUAUGCCAACCCAACUGUAUACGACACACAAUCACGAUGCAGCGCAUUACACAAUCGACUUGUUGUGGAAAUGAGAAAGAACGAGAGCAGAGAUUUGAUUGUCCAAGGAGCAUGACAUGGCAUAGACAUGGGCAUGGGUCCAUAGCCUCGGCACAUGCACAUGCAACGGGUAUAUGCGAGAGCUUGAUAAUCCUAACCCAUCACAAAAGAAAUAAGAUAGAUCUUCGUAACAAGCACGCUGGAACACUUUCUCCCAAUGUGCCCAUCGCUUCCUUCUCUCCCGCCCUUUUAUCUCACUUUUCAUUCAUUGGGUGUUUGCGAAGGGUGCGUGAGUGUGUGGGGUUGCACGCUUUAAUCGCUUUCCUCUUGUUCUCGCGCAACCUCGUUGUUGGUGAGGUCAGGUGCAACACCAGAGUCUACAGCGUUUCAAAGACAUAACACGUACACGCACACAUCCGAUGCAACCAGGGGGGGUUUUCUUCCUCUUCUUUUGGUCCCCUAUGAUCCAUGAAGAAAAACCGCUGCUUCUUUUCCCACUUCUCCAUGACAUUUCCUUCGGCUUCAGUUUUCUCUUCACUCCCCUCUCAGCACCCAAUCUCAAAGAUAUCCGAUAUCUGAGUCUGACGUUCUUCAUUCAUCUUCCUUUCUCCCGCACACAGAUACACAGCAGCCGCAGUUCAUCCAAUUACCUUCCAU